Messenger RNA from Asterias rubens (European starfish), 2697 nucleotides. RefSeq names its product serine/threonine-protein kinase PLK1-like. Gene Ontology annotation, molecular function: protein serine/threonine kinase activity; protein binding; ATP binding. The transcript is spliced from 14 exons. The record is from RefSeq and is a predicted model, not a curated record. Bases 384 to 2558 code for a protein of 724 amino acids. Gene Ontology annotation, cellular component: centrosome; cytoplasm; nucleus. Lineage: Eukaryota; Metazoa; Echinodermata; Asteroidea; Forcipulatida; Asteriidae. Gene Ontology annotation, biological process: mitotic cell cycle; protein phosphorylation; regulation of cytokinesis.
GAGUUGUAUAUAAGAACAAUAUUGUGGCCGGGUUUAAUUCGUAGAAUCCGAAACAAUGUUACGAAUUUGUGGAAUAGACGUUGUUGUAAACUCGUGUGUGUAACUCUGUAAACGUUAUGUUGUGAUUGACUCGUAGUAGUGUGGACGGCAUGAUACUGCUGCGGAGUGGGUGAGAAGACGAACUCAACUUGUAAGUUUCAAUUUCAAGACAAAACAGAAAUUUGCAUCAUUCGCAGACACCUGAUUUCUCCUCCAUGUGAACAUACACUCUUCUUGUUGUUUUUUUUCGCUGGAAAUUUAUACACUGUGGAUUUCAUCAAAGUUCACAGAGCAGUCAAAGUAGGCUCAUCUAAUUGUGUCAGUACCUCAUUGGUGGUUUGUAAAUGCUACCAGUUGUUCCAGAAAAUGCAUCCCCGCAGACCCCCCAGGCUCCUGCCUUGCCCCCAGUACCCCCUCCCCCGGCCAGGGAGGGGGGCGGGGGAAGAAAGGAAAGCCCGUCCAAUGGAAAGGGUAAACACAACGGCUCCCCAACAUCGGCGGAGUCCAGCAAGCAUCAUUUCCAUCUUGAGUUACCAGCGGUGAUCAAAGAUCCAAACACGGGGAAGUCUUACCACCGAGGGCGUCUGUUGGGAAAGGGUGGCUUUGCCAGAUGUUAUGAGCUCAUUGACUUGGAGACGAGGCAGGUUUAUGCAGGCAAGAUUGUCCCUAAGGCUCGCAUCGCUAAGCCUAUACAGAUGGAAAAGAUGCAGCGAGAGAUUCACGUCCAUUCGCUCCUCAAACAUCCCAACGUGGUCAGUUUCCAUAGGCACUUCGAUGAUGAAGACAAUAUUUAUAUCAUCUUGGAAUUAUGCAGCAGGAAGUCUUUAGUACAAAUGUUAAAGCUACGCAAGACCUUCACCGAGCCAGAGGUGCGGUACUUCAUGAAACAGAUCAUCGAGGGAGUCCGCUAUCUCCACAGUCACUGUGUCCUACACAGAGACCUGAAACUAGGCAACAUGUUCCUGACGGAUGACAUGGGGGUCAAGAUUGGGGACUUUGGGCUGGCUGCCAAGCUGGAGUUCCAAGGUGAUCGCAAGAGGACAAUGUGUGGUACACCUAACUACAUUGCCCCAGAAGUCUUGGGCAAGAUCGGCCAUAGCUUUGAGGCCGAUGUCUGGGCUCUUGGCUGUAUACUCUUUACAAUGUUGGUCGGGAAGCCACCAUUUGAGACCAGCUCCCUCAAGGAAACCUACUCUCGUAUCAAGCACAAUAAAUACAUCCUCCCUGACAGUCUCUCGCUGGGUGCCAAGUCCAUCAUCACAGCCCUCCUGUCCUCAGACCCAGAUGAACGGCCCCCUCUAGAGGCCAUCAUAGACCAUGAAUUCUUCACCGAGGGUUACAUACCCGAGACGUUAUCGCCUACCGCUUGUACAACAGCGCCCUCAUUUCCGAUCACUAAGGUGCUGAUCAGUGACGGCUCGGGCGGGAUUGUCACCAACGAUUUUUGUCGGUUGAGGAGGGAGAGUACGUUACAGCGGAGGGACGUGACUGCGCCGUUAGCCCAGCUGAAAAUGUACUCCAGCGGUAACGUUCCACACGCACAGCAGCAGAAGUCGCCCACAAGUGUGUCUGGUGCCAAACAAGCUAGUACACCCAAACUGAGAUCAAAACAUGGCCAUGGUUCAAGACCUAAGACUCCUGUGACUUCGGCGUUAAAGACCGUCAUGUCAACAGUUACAGAGAAGAAGGUUGUCGUUAGCAGACGAUCAGCCCCAGUUAGCAUAGAAACGGUUGCUGAGAUGUUGCAAACAUGCAUAGAACACUUGCCAAGGGGUGAACAUCAAGGUACAUCCAAAUACAAAUCCCAAGCUAAUGAGGUGUUGUGGGUCACCAAAUGGGUGGAUUACUCUAAUAAGUAUGGCUUUGGUUACCAGCUCUCGGACAGGACUGUAGGCGUCAUGUUCAACGAUAAAUCUCGUAUCUCAUUCUCUCCAGACCGGAGUUCAGUGCAAUAUCUUUCAACGGAUGACAAGGCGCAUACAUUUAGUCUUUCUUCCGUGCCGUCGAGACUUUCUAAGAAAGUCACUCUCCUUGACUACUUCUCAACGUACAUGGAUGAACAUCUUGUGAAGGGCCCUUCAUCCGAUCCCUCCAGUCCAACGUCACCGAUUGGAGAUUUAAAGUCGAAUGAAGUGAGCGAGUGUGCCAUCCGAUCACCAUCACCGAAGCGUAAAGGACCCGACCACACCCAGGCAGUGGGCGGGGCAUGUCCAUACCUUGUGCAAUGGAACCGCACCCCUAAGGCAAUCGCUAUGUACCUCAGCAAUGGAACAUUCCAGAUGAAUUUAUUUGACGAUCACACCAAAUUGGUUCUGAAUCACAACGAUAGUGAUCACCUGAUUACGUAUAUCAACGAGGAGCGUAUCGCCAGCACCUAUCGUCUCAUCCAAGUCACCCACCACGGCUGCUCCACGGCAAUCGCUAAGAGGCUUCAUCUGGCGAGAGAAAGAAUGCAAGACAUGAUGGGAAUAGGGAGUGAUGCGUCAGAAGAUGACGUGGAGGAGAGUACUGACUUAUAGGAGUGCAUCUUAUAAGGAUCUUGCCUUCUCCAAGUGGAGGUAAAAGAACGAUUCCCAUUAUGAGAACGCUCCAUUUAAAGGCACUGGACACUAUUGGUAAACUACUCAAAAUAAUUAUUAGCAUAAAACCUUACUUGGU